AUGGAUCAUAGGAAAGAAGAUGGUCAAGGCCAGCCUAAUGCAUCUCCCUCCGGGGGAGGCAUAUCGGACUCAAUCCAUCCCAGUCGCUCCGAAGAUAUGACUGAUGCCAUACCUGGGACAGGAUCGAGUUCCGUAGACACUGUAGAGGCCCAUAAGCCUACUACAGUCACCAUUCCGUGUCACCAUAUCCGCAUAGGUGACUUCCUAAUACUUCAAGGCCAUCCCUGUCAAGUCAUCCGUAUCUCGACGAGCGCUUCCACAGGCCAAUACCGUUACCUUGGUGUUGACAUCUUCACUAAAACGCUUCACGAGGAAUCCUCUUUCGUCACCAACCUUGCUCCUGGUGUCAUCACCCAGAAUAUGCUCGGUCCUAUCUUCAAACAGUACCGAGUUCUUGAUAUAGAAGAUGGCCGAAUGGUCGCUAUGACGGAGACUGGCGAUGUCAAGCAGGGGCUCCCCAUCCUUGACCAAUCUCAACUCCAUGACCGAAUCAUUCAAGCCUUCGAGGGCGGUCGCGGAUCCAUUCGCGUUCUUGUUCUCGCUGAUGGCGACCGCGAGCUAGUUGUCGACAUGAAAGUCAUCCAUAGACCAAACCUGUCAAGUGGUCAAAGGGAGCAGGCAUUUCGAGCAGCUGUCCGCGCGAAUGACAUUUUAAAGGUUGAGGAGGCCUUAGCAGAGAAGCCAAAGGUCGAUAUCGAUAGUCCAGACGAGAACGGAAGGACGGUCCUGUUUGGUGCUGUUGAGCAACGCUUUGAGAGCAUGGUUGAUCUCCUCCUAAAGCAUGAAAUUGACCUUGGGGUGAAGGACAAGAAAGGGCAAACCGCUCUGGAUGUUUCCGUCUCCGACCCAGAGCAAUACCACAUAACUCUCAAACUUUUGGAAAAGGGUGCACAACCUAUGGAUAUUGUCGAUAACGACAUCACAAAACUCUUCUCGGCUGCAGCAGAAGGUAAAACUGAAGUGAUGAACCAGUUGCUGGAUAGAAACGUGCCGCAUAUAACUCGUGAUCGGCUCGGAUAUACUGCUUUGCAUGAGGCUGCUUCUUUUGGCCGUUAUGAGGUAGCGAGGACACUCAUCGAAAAAGGGGCCGACAUCAACGCAAAAAUCACACAUGGGGGUGCAACAGUGCUACAUGCAGCUAUUCAGAGAGGCCGGGAGCAUCGCCGGUUUUUUGCGGGAGCUCGAAGAAAUUAUCCGACUCUAACUGAGAACCAUGUCAAAAUUGUGGCAUUGCUGUUGCGGAAAGAAGCCUUUACCGAGCACAGAAGGUCAUAUGACAACUUGACGGCGCGAGAGCUUGUGUCCGAGGAGCUUAGAUUGGCUGGCAACUUUGAGCGGAGUUGUUUACAGAAGAUAUUGAUCCUUUUGAACAGACCGAUUCCACACGAAGGACCGAAUAGAGCAUUGACUUGGCCGCCAGUGUCGGAUGACCUCAACGGGCGGAGUGAUCAGUUGAAAGCGUCUCCGUUGCGGGUUCAAUAUUUCACCUCCAGUCGCGAAAUUCACACACUUCCGGUGUCCGUUUGGGACUUCAUAUAUGAUUCAUCUGUUUCUCAAAUUCAAAGAGAGCAAAUCAAGCAACGUGAAAAAUGGGCGAGGGGUGACGGUAAUGGCUCCCAGCCAAGAGAAUACUGGAGAUGGGUACAUCUUCCAGCAAAUAACAAAACUUGGGCUGAGGACGUAAUCCGCCCAUUGAGUGUCAUGGACGAUGAAACAUUUGAGAUAUAUUGGAAAGGAAUUAGAUCGUUCACCACAGAAUCUUAUCAUCAGAUCAGGGGCCAGGCGCCACAUACUGGCUUUAGAAAGCCUUCCUUUACAUCUUUGCCUGGAUCACACGGGUCGAUUUUUUCCCUAGUUAUCCCAUAUUUUGAUGCAGAGAACCUCGAAUGCUUUCUUCAAAAACAAGGAUGCUCUUCCAUUAAUUGCAGGAAGAGCUUCGCAAAUGAGGAAAUCUCAACGAAACUAUAUAAUGAAUCUAACAACAGUCUAUCCAGCUUUCAUGCGCCAUGCACGUUAGACCAGUCCUAUUACUUGUCCCUCGACAGUUCUAGUGAGCGUGAUAAGGAUCAGGUGGUGAUCAAACACGUUGAACGUCAAUUAGAACUAGAGCGGGCAAGAGGACGAGAGCGUCGAUCAGGAGUGGAGCGCCCGACGACCACCACUGGAAGCCUCAAGAGGCUUCUCAUGGUCAAACAGAUGUGGAUUUGGAAAAUCGACGCUAUGACCCUCAUUACUGCAUUUCCUGACCGUCGACACGAUAUCCAACAACCUAAUCUCUCGGUUCAAAUUUCCAAAGGUCUCGAUACCCACCCACCCCUAAACAUGGGUUUGAUGAUAUCUCGUCUCCUGAAAUAUACUACCGAGUUUGUGGACGCACCGACCAACGCCGGGCUGAACGAAAAUUUAUUUCACAUCUUUGAGCAGAGCAUUGCUUAUCGGGCCCAAGCAGAUGCAAACUGCUAUGCCAACUUCUACAAAUUGCAAAACGAGUUGAUCAAGUUGAGUAGAGAGGUUGUACCACAGAACCGCAUAAAAUCGCAUCACCAGAAGAUGUUAGAAACUGAAAAUAAAAUAUGCGAUAUCACAAGCGAGAUGCAGCAUCUUUGCGAAAUCAAAGACGUCAAGGAUGAGUUGAGAAUGAUCCAGAGGGUUUUGGAUGACCAGUGGGAUGUUAUUGACCAAUACCACGGGGGCCAUGAAGAGUUGAAAUUUGACGUCAAACAAAAAAGGUCUAACAGCGCAGAAGCGCGGCUCCCAGCAGAUGAAGAAGUUGAACUGGAAAACACGAAAAAAUCUAUUGGAAUUCGCAUCUCCAAAGUUAAGUCCCUUGUCGCAGAGGCAACUACAGUAGAAAAUUCGCUCAAUCAUCUAUUGGACCUCAAACAAAAGCAAGGAAACUUGGUUAUUGUGAGAGAUACGCGCAGUCUUGCAAGCGAAGCGGAGCAGAGAGCCAAGGAUAGCGCUUGGCAGAGCAAGCUGCUGUUCAUCUUUACUAUUAUUACAGUCAUUUUUACGCCUAUAUCGUUUACAUCCACGUUUCUGGCAGUCCCGACUCUGGAGUUUCCUCGUGCAAAUGGGGAGGACGUGGCUUGGAGAUGGUGGCAAGUCUUUGUCGCAAGUGUUGUCGUAGAGGUCCUCACGUUUCUUGUUAUUGCACCUUGGAUUGAUUGGAAUCGCUUUGACUAUCCUUGGAAGAGACGCGGUAGUCAAAGGGAACAACCUGCAGUAGAACGGAUGGAGGUAUGA
This is a messenger RNA of Clonostachys byssicola, 3246 nucleotides long. NCBI's taxonomy places the organism in Eukaryota, Fungi, Ascomycota, Sordariomycetes, Hypocreales, Bionectriaceae. The record is from the annotation of a GenBank genome assembly.